GAGAUAACUGCAACAAAUUAAAUAUUUGAAGAGGGCCAUAGCAAUUACUGACAUAAAAAUUCGAUUUUAAAAAAACUCGAUUUUAAAAUUUAACCAUUUCUUAUUGGAAACGACAACGGCUCUGUCUGCCGCUGCCCAUGUGAGCUGCUCUCCUCUCCUUGAGGAAACCAUUAGCAGAAUAAAACUUGAGCAACGAGGAAAGAAUCCCAAAAUAGCUUCUCUCUUCUCCGGCGAGUUUAGCGGCAGAAGCGGGUGAGUUGAAUGGCAAGACGAUUCCCCAUUGGGGGGCGGCUGUUUUAAAGGAUAUAGUUGAGGGAUUCGUCCUCGUAUGCAAAGAUGAGAGCUUUGAGCAGUUUGGGAAUAGGGCUCAGCCUUGUAUCCGGUUUCCUGCUACUGGCUUUAAUUGCAGAGCUCUACUACUUGUUCUUGUGGAAGAAGAGAGUGCCAAACAGAGAGAUGGAAAAUGACUACCAGAGCCCAAUAAGAGAGCUCCUCUACAUUUUCUGCUGGAAAAAGCCUUCCUUUUUGAGAUCAACUGCUCUCAAUCCUCGAGAAGUAUGCACCUCUGCACAGAUACCUAAUGGAUCUGAUGAUGCUCACAUAGAUUCCGGCUCUAGCAAAGAUUUCCUUAUUCCGUUUGGAAGUGGAGAGGAAAGUAUGGAGGCUGAGCUAAUGAGGCUUCACAGUCUGUCCGGUCCUCCAAGAUUUCUUUUCACCAUAAAGGAGGAGACAAAGGAGGACUUGGAAUCUGAGAGUGGAAGGAGUGGGAAAGGGUCAAGAGGGGGCAGCUUGAGUGAUUUGCUUCUCCCUGCCGAGACUCCAUUUUUAACCCCUCUCUCAUCUCCUCCGUUCUUCACUCCACCCUUAACCCCUAUGGAUUGUUACAGACAUCUUGGAUUCAAUCCCCUCUUUGAGUCCUCAAGAAACGAUGAUUUGGGCACUAAGGUCAGGUCCUCACCUCCUCCCAAGUUCAAGUUUUUGAAAGAUGCGGAGGAGAAGCUUUAUAGGAAGACACUCAUGGAGGAAGCUCUUAAGGCUCAAAAAGCAAACUUUGGGCUUGUUGAAGAUGUACCAAAGGUAAACCAAAGCUCUUAUGCCACUUCUGCAGGGACUGAUGCUUCUUAUUCUCCUUCAGAAGAGGAAGAUGGGUCUUUUAUCACUAUUGUCAUUGGGAAGAACAGAGAGAAAGGUCAUCAUCUUCAUUGUUUAGGCUCCUCACAAGUAAAUCCAUUACCUUCAUCAUCUCCUAUUCAGAGGCGUGCAUAAUACUGGAGUUCUAAGGAGUGGCAACAAAAAUUGAAGUUUUAAUGUUUGCUACCAUGUUGCUCACUCACCAUUUCAUAUGCAGACUGAAUUUAACUUUUUUUUUU
Molecule: messenger RNA, 1370 nt
Organism: Phalaenopsis equestris
Lineage: Eukaryota; Viridiplantae; Streptophyta; Magnoliopsida; Asparagales; Orchidaceae
Exons: 2
Coding region: 337-1266 (309 amino acids)
Source: RefSeq, a predicted model, not a curated record